CUUUCUGAAAGAAGAUCAAAAUUUGGUAAAAACAACGCGACGAAGAUACCUAUAUAUCUUUUCUGUAAAUUAUCAGUUUUUGCUUUCAAAUCUCUCAAAUUCUUGCCUGAAAUCUAGUCUUCUUCUUCAUCUAUACAUACGCCUAUACGCACACACUUAUACACAGAAUUGUCACUUCAAUCGCUUUAUAUUAUCCACAAAGAUUCAAUCUUUAGGGUUUCAAUUGAUUUUAUAAUGAUUAUUCUCCAUAAUUACUAAUUAAACUCAAUUAAUUGCUUUUAUCAUGACGAGCAACGAAGAUGAGUCUAACGACGCCGUUUUGAGCGACGUGGAGGACGAAGAUCCGGCGCCGAUCGAGGUCGGGAGUAGUUCGCUGGAUGAGAACGUGUCCGUUGAGAAGUUCCGCGAGAUUUUCGCGGAGCUGGAGAGAGAGAAGCUAGCGAGAGAAGCGGCGGAAACGUCGAAAUCGGAGUUGCAGGUGUCGUUUAAUCGGUUGAAGGUGUUGGCUCAUGAAGCGAUUCGGAAGAGAGACGAGACGAAUCGAGUGAAAGACGAGGUGGUACGAGAGAGAGAUGAGGCGAUUAGGAGUCGUGACGAGGCUUUGAGAGAGAGUGAGAAGUUGAGAAUUGAGUUGGAGGAGGUAGGGAGAGUGAGAGAUGAAGUUUUGGAGAAAUGUGAGGCGGUGAGAGGUGAGAUCGAGACAGGGGCGAGGAUGUUGAUGAAUGGAAUUGAGAAGAUUUCGGGGAAAGUGAGUGGAUUUAGGGAUUUUAGUGGAGGUGGAUUGCCGAGAUCACAGAAGUAUAGUGGAUUACCGGCUGUGGCAUAUGGUGUGAUUAAGCGAACGAAUGAGAUUGUCGAGGAGAUGAUUAGGCAGGUUGAGUUGAAAGGGAAGGAGAGGGAUGAGGUUAGGGAGCAAAUGGAGCAGCGGAAUUAUGAGAUUGCGAUUGAGGUUUCGCAGCUCGAGGCUACAAUUGAUGGAUUGAAGGAGGAAGUGGUGAAGAAGGGGAGUGUUGUGGAGGGGUUGGAGAAGUUGGUGAGUGAGAAAGACGGGAAGUUGGGGGAUUUGGAGAGGGAGAUGUUGGAAAAACAAGGUUUAGCGGAGGAUGAGUUGGUGAGGUUGAGGGGACUGGUUGACGAGAGUGAGGGUAAGUUGAGGAAUUUGGAAGUGAAGAUGGAUUCACAGAGGCCGUUGUUGGUGGAGCAGUUGAAGUUUGUGGCAAAAAUACAUGAUCAGAUUGAUAAUGUUAUUAAGAUAGUGGAGGGUAAUAAGUUGGAUCAGUCGGAAUUGUCUGAGUCUUUGUUUUUACCAAAAGAAACGGAUAUGGAAGAGAAUGUACGUGCUUCUUUGGCGGGAAUGGAGUCGAUAUAUGAAUUAAGUAGAAAUGUUGUUGAGAAAGUAAGGGAAUUGGUAGAGGAGAGGAGUAAUGAAGUAAAGAGGCUGAAUGAUACGGUUUCACAGUUAGUUAAGGAGAAAGAGCAUAUAGGAACCUUGCUUAGAAGUGCUUUGUCGAAAAGAGUGUCAGCGGAUUUGUCAUCCAAAACCAAUGAACUUUUCAAAGUUGCGGAAAAUGGAUUGAAAGAGGCGGGUAUCGAUUAUAAGUUUAGUAAUCAUAUGAGGGAUGGAAAGGGACUGCCUUUAUAUGACAAGAAAGAUGCUCUAGUGGCAGAGGAGGAUGAAAUUUAUACUUUGGCGGGUGCCUUGGAGAAUAUCAUUAAGCAAUCACAGCUUGAAAUAAUUGAGCUAAAGCACACUGUUGACGAACUCAGGGCAGAGGCAGAUUUACUCAGACAGCAUGUUGAAGCUCAGGCCAAGGAACUCAAUCAAAGGAAGCAAAAGUUAGAGGAACUCGAAGAGAAAGAGAGAGUCGCCAAUGAAAAUGUUGAAGGGCUUAUGAUGGACAUUGCUGUAGCUGAAGAAGAAAUUACAAGAUGGAAAGUAGCUGCACAACAAGAAGCCGAUGCGGGUAAAGCAGUUGAACAAGAUUUUAUGGCACAGUUAUCAGUUGUUCGUCAGGAACUGGAAGAGGCAAAGCAAGCUGUAAUAGAGUCCGAGAAAAAACUUAAGUUUAAAGAAGAAACAGCAGAUGCUGCCAUGGCAGCAAGGGAUGCAGCUGAGAAAUCAUUGAGGUUGGCUGAUUUAAGAUCUUCUAGGCUUAGAGAUAAAGUUGAGGAGCUAACUCGCCAGCUUGAAACACAUGAAACCUCAAGAUCUGUUUUAAGUAGGCCGAGAUAUGCUUGUUGGCCAUGGGAAUGGCUUGGCCUCAACUUUGUUGGUUCUCACCAACCGCCUACACAUCAAGAAAGUACUAACGAAAUGGAACUUUCUGAACCUCUCAUAUAGGUUGUAGCUGUGCAUCUUCUCACAGUUUCUUUAUUACAUCCUCUUUGUAUCUCUCAACAUGAAAGCGGUUGUAGAAAUAGAAUAUACACGUUAGUUUGUACAAUAUCCAUUUUUUCAGGUUUCUUUUUUCAAUCGUAUAAAGAUCAGAGUAGUGAUAUCGAAACGUAUAACUAUGAGAGAAAGUAAUACUUGUUUUCUUGUUUAUCGGCCAUUUGAUUGGAUUUGUACC
Molecule: messenger RNA, 2570 nt
Organism: Daucus carota subsp. sativus
Lineage: Eukaryota; Viridiplantae; Streptophyta; Magnoliopsida; Apiales; Apiaceae
Exons: 5
Coding region: 284-2341 (685 amino acids)
Source: RefSeq, a predicted model, not a curated record